UGGCGCGGGCCGCCAUUGCGGAGCGGAGCGGAGCGGGGCCAUGGCGGCCGUGUUCCCGUACCGCGCGGGCUGCGCGCCCGUGCCCAGCCCGCUGGCGCCGCUGCCCGACUACAUGUCUGAGGAGAAGCUGCAGGAGAAGGCCCGCAAGUGGCAGCAGCUGCAGGCGAAGCGCUACGCGGAGAAGAGGAAGUUCGGGUUCGUGGACGCGCAGAAGGAGGACAUGCCGCCCGAGCACGUGCGCAAGAUCAUCCGCGACCACGGCGACAUGACCAACAGGAAGUUCCGGCACGACAAGCGGGUCUACCUGGGGGCCCUGAAGUACAUGCCGCACGCCGUGCUGAAGCUGCUGGAGAACAUGCCGAUGCCGUGGGAGCAGAUCCGAGACGUGCCGGUGCUGUACCACAUCACGGGCGCCAUCUCCUUCGUCAACGAGAUCCCGUGGGUCAUCGAGCCCGUGUACAUCGCGCAGUGGGGGUCCAUGUGGAUCAUGAUGAGACGCGAGAAGAGGGACCGGCGUCACUUCAAAAGGAUGCGGUUCCCCCCCUUCGACGACGAGGAGCCGCCUCUCGACUACGCCGACAACAUCCUGGACGUGGAGCCGCUGGAAGCCAUUCAGCUGGAGCUGGACCCGGAGGAAGACGCCCCCGUGCUGGACUGGUUCUACGACCACCAGCCCCUGAAGGACAACAGGAAGUACGUGAAUGGUUCCACAUACCAGCGCUGGCAGUUCACACUCCCCAUGAUGUCCACCUUAUACCGCCUGGCCAAUCAGCUGCUGACAGAUCUUGUGGAUGACAACUACUUCUAUCUGUUUGACCUGAAGGCCUUCUUCACUUCCAAGGCCCUGAACAUGGCUAUUCCCGGGGGUCCCAAGUUUGAGCCUCUUGUUCGAGACAUUAACUUGCAGGAUGAAGACUGGAACGAAUUCAAUGACAUCAACAAAAUCAUCAUCAGGCAGCCCAUCAGGACAGAGUACAAAAUUGCUUUCCCUUACCUAUAUAACAACCUGCCACAUCACGUGCAUCUGACCUGGUAUCAUACGCCAAAUGUGGUCUUUAUCAAAACAGAAGAUCCGGACUUGCCAGCUUUCUACUUUGAUCCAUUGAUCAAUCCAAUCUCUCACAGGCACUCUGUCAAGAGCCAGGAGCCAUUGCCUGACGAUGAUGAAGAGUUUGAGUUACCAGAGUUUGUGGAACCAUUCCUGAAAGAGACACCACUGUAUACAGACAACACAGCCAACGGCAUUGCGCUGCUGUGGGCCCCUCGGCCGUUCAACCUGAGAUCUGGCAGGACUCGCAGAGCUCUCGACAUCCCGCUGGUCAAGAACUGGUAUCGGGAGCAUUGCCCAGCUGGGCAGCCAGUGAAAGUGAGGGUCUCCUACCAGAAACUGCUGAAAUACUAUGUUCUGAAUGCACUCAAGCACAGACCCCCCAAAGCUCAGAAGAAGAGGUACCUGUUUCGCUCCUUCAAGGCCACAAAAUUCUUCCAGUCAACAAAGCUGGACUGGGUAGAAGUUGGGCUGCAGGUUUGCCGCCAGGGAUACAACAUGCUGAACUUGCUGAUCCACAGAAAGAACCUCAACUAUCUCCAUCUGGACUACAACUUCAAUCUCAAACCAGUCAAGACCCUCACCACCAAGGAAAGGAAGAAGUCUCGUUUUGGUAACGCUUUCCAUCUGUGCAGAGAGGUGCUGCGUCUGACCAAAUUGGUGGUGGAUAGCCACGUCCAGUACAGACUGGGAAACGUGGAUGCAUUCCAGCUGGCUGACGGCUUGCAGUAUAUCUUUGCCCAUGUGGGACAGCUGACAGGGAUGUACAGAUACAAGUACAAACUGAUGAGGCAGAUUCGUAUGUGCAAGGACCUGAAGCAUCUCAUUUACUACAGGUUUAAUACGGGGCCUGUGGGGAAGGGUCCUGGCUGUGGCUUCUGGGCCCCAGGCUGGCGGGUGUGGCUGUUCUUCAUGAGAGGCAUCACUCCGCUGUUGGAGCGGUGGCUGGGCAACCUGCUGGCCAGGCAGUUUGAGGGUCGUCACUCAAAGGGCGUUGCGAAGACUGUCACCAAGCAGCGUGUGGAGUCCCACUUCGACCUGGAGCUGAGAGCCGCAGUUAUGCAUGACAUCCUGGACAUGAUGCCAGAAGGGAUCAAGCAGAACAAAGCCAGGACCAUCUUGCAGCAUUUGAGCGAAGCCUGGCGCUGCUGGAAGGCCAACAUCCCUUGGAAGGUUCCUGGGCUGCCAACUCCCAUUGAAAACAUGAUCCUGAGGUAUGUGAAGGCAAAGGCUGACUGGUGGACUAACACUGCGCACUACAAUCGAGAGCGGAUCCGCCGGGGUGCCACCGUGGACAAGACUGUGUGCAAGAAGAACCUGGGCCGGCUGACCAGGCUGUACCUGAAAGCGGAGCAGGAGAGGCAGCAUAACUACCUGAAGGAUGGUCCCUACAUCACUGCAGAGGAGGCAGUUGCUGUGUAUACCACCACAGUGCACUGGCUGGAAAGUCGGAGGUUUUCACCCAUUCCAUUCCCCCCGCUCUCCUACAAGCAUGACACCAAGCUGCUUAUCCUGGCCCUGGAGAGGCUGAAGGAAGCCUACAGUGUGAAAUCCCGUCUGAAUCAGUCACAGAGAGAAGAGCUGGGUCUGAUCGAACAGGCCUACGAUAACCCCCAUGAAGCGCUGUCCAGAAUCAAGCGACACCUUCUCACCCAGAGAGCCUUCAAGGAGGUGGGCAUUGAGUUCAUGGACCUCUACAGCCACUUGGUUCCUGUUUACGAUGUUGAGCCCUUGGAGAAGAUUACAGAUGCCUAUCUGGAUCAGUACUUGUGGUAUGAGGCUGACAAGCGAAGACUCUUCCCUCCGUGGAUCAAACCAGCUGACACUGAACCUCCCCCACUGUUGGUAUACAAGUGGUGCCAAGGCAUUAACAACCUGCAGGAUGUCUGGGAAACCAGCGAGGGUGAAUGCAACGUGAUGCUGGAGUCUCGAUUUGAGAAGAUGUAUGAGAAGAUUGACUUGACACUGCUCAACAGGCUCUUGCGUCUCAUUGUUGAUCAUAACAUUGCUGACUACAUGACGGCCAAGAACAACGUGGUGAUCAACUACAAGGACAUGAAUCACACCAAUUCCUAUGGGAUUAUUCGGGGCCUGCAGUUUGCUUCCUUUAUUGUUCAGUAUUACGGGCUGGUGAUGGACCUCCUGGUGCUGGGGCUUCACCGAGCUAGUGAGAUGGCUGGCCCACCCCAGAUGCCAAAUGACUUCCUCAGCUUCCAAGACAUUGCCACAGAGGUGGCCCAUCCCAUCCGCCUCUUCUGCAGAUACAUUGACCGAAUUCACAUCUUUUUCAGGUUUACGGCAGAUGAGGCGAGGGACUUGAUCCAGCGCUACCUGACCGAGCAUCCCGACCCCAACAAUGAGAACAUUGUGGGCUACAACAACAAGAAGUGCUGGCCCCGUGACGCCCGCAUGAGGCUUAUGAAGCAUGAUGUGAACCUGGGCCGUGCUGUGUUCUGGGACAUCAAGAACCGCCUGCCUCGCUCAGUCACUACCGUGCAGUGGGAGAACAGCUUUGUUUCAGUCUAUAGCAAAGACAACCCCAAUCUCCUGUUUAACAUGUGCGGCUUUGAGUGCCGAAUCCUGCCCAAAUGCCGCACCAGCUAUGAGGAGUUCACGCACAAGGACGGUGUGUGGAACUUGCAGAAUGAGGUGACUAAGGAACGCACUGCUCAGUGCUUCCUGCGCGUGGAUGAUGAGUCGAUGCAGAGGUUUCACAACCGUGUGCGGCAGAUCCUCAUGGCUUCCGGCUCCACGACCUUCACUAAGAUCGUGAACAAAUGGAACACAGCCCUGAUCGGCCUGAUGACCUAUUUCCGGGAGGCUGUCGUGAACACGCAGGAGCUGCUUGACCUGCUGGUGAAGUGUGAGAACAAGAUUCAGACCCGGAUCAAGAUCGGCCUGAACUCCAAGAUGCCGAGCCGCUUCCCCCCUGUGGUGUUCUACACCCCCAAGGAGCUGGGCGGGCUGGGCAUGCUGUCCAUGGGCCACGUCCUCAUCCCCCAGUCUGACCUGAGGUGGUCCAAGCAGACAGACGUGGGCAUCACUCACUUCCGCUCAGGAAUGAGCCAUGAGGAGGACCAGCUGAUUCCAAAUCUGUACCGCUACAUCCAGCCAUGGGAGAGCGAGUUCAUUGAUUCGCAGAGGGUGUGGGCAGAAUAUGCACUCAAGAGGCAGGAAGCUAUUGCCCAGAACAGGCGUCUGACACUGGAGGAUCUGGAGGACUCGUGGGACAGGGGAAUUCCUCGCAUUAACACUCUUUUCCAGAAAGACCGUCACACUCUAGCUUACGAUAAAGGCUGGAGGGUCAGGACAGACUUCAAACAGUACCAGGUCCUGAAACAGAACCCCUUCUGGUGGACUCAUCAGCGCCAUGACGGGAAGCUUUGGAACUUGAACAACUACCGCACAGACAUGAUCCAGGCACUGGGCGGAGUGGAGGGGAUCCUGGAGCACACCCUCUUCAAGGGGACCUACUUCCCCACCUGGGAGGGUCUUUUCUGGGAGAAGGCGAGUGGCUUUGAGGAGUCCAUGAAGUGGAAGAAGCUGACGAAUGCCCAAAGAUCGGGUUUGAACCAGAUCCCCAACAGAAGGUUCACCCUGUGGUGGUCUCCCACCAUUAACAGAGCUAACGUCUAUGUCGGUUUCCAAGUGCAGCUGGAUUUGACUGGAAUCUUCAUGCACGGCAAGAUCCCCACGCUGAAGAUCUCCCUCAUUCAGAUCUUCCGAGCCCACUUGUGGCAGAAGAUCCAUGAGAGCAUCGUAAUGGAUUUGUGUCAGGUGUUUGAUCAGGAGCUGGAUGCCCUGGAGAUCGAGACCGUGCAGAAGGAGACCAUCCACCCCAGGAAGUCCUAUAAGAUGAACUCCUCCUGUGCAGACAUCCUUCUCUUCGCCUCCUACAAAUGGAACGUGUCACGGCCAUCACUGCUCGCAGACUCCAAGGAUGUGAUGGACAGCACCACCACUCAGAAAUACUGGAUUGACAUCCAGCUGCGCUGGGGAGAUUACGACUCCCAUGAUAUCGAGCGCUAUGCGAGAGCCAAGUUCCUGGAUUACACCACAGACAACAUGAGCAUCUACCCUUCUCCCACUGGUGUGCUUAUUGCCAUCGACUUGGCCUACAACCUGCACAGCGCUUAUGGAAACUGGUUCCCUGGGAGCAAGCCCCUGAUCCAGCAGGCCAUGGCCAAGAUCAUGAAGGCCAACCCUGCCCUGUACGUGCUGAGAGAGCGUAUCCGCAAGGGGCUGCAGCUGUACUCCUCCGAGCCCACGGAGCCCUACCUCUCCUCCCAGAACUAUGGGGAACUCUUCUCUAACCAGAUCAUCUGGUUUGUGGAUGACACCAACGUGUACAGAGUCACCAUCCACAAGACCUUUGAAGGGAACUUGACCACGAAGCCCAUCAAUGGGGCCAUUUUCAUCUUCAACCCCAGGACAGGGCAGCUCUUCCUGAAGAUCAUUCACACUUCCGUAUGGGCAGGACAGAAGCGUCUGGGCCAGCUGGCAAAGUGGAAGACCGCUGAAGAAGUGGCUGCCCUGAUUCGCUCCCUCCCUGUGGAGGAGCAGCCCAAGCAGAUCAUUGUCACCAGGAAGGGCAUGCUGGACCCUCUCGAGGUGCACUUGCUGGACUUCCCCAACAUUGUGAUCAAAGGCUCGGAGCUGCAGCUGCCCUUCCAGGCCUGCCUGAAAGUGGAGAAGUUUGGGGACCUCAUCCUGAAGGCUACUGAGCCGCAGAUGGUUCUGUUCAACCUCUACGAUGACUGGCUGAAAACAAUCUCCUCCUACACGGCCUUCUCACGUCUGAUUCUGAUUCUCCGGGCACUGCACGUGAACAAUGACCGAGCCAAAGUGAUCCUGAAGCCAGACAAGACCACCAUAACAGAGCCGCACCACAUAUGGCCCACCCUGACAGACGAGGAGUGGAUCAAGGUGGAGGUGCAGCUCAAGGACCUGAUCCUUGCAGACUAUGGCAAGAAAAACAAUGUGAAUGUGGCGUCCCUGACACAGUCAGAAAUUCGAGAUAUCAUCCUGGGCAUGGAGAUCUCUGCCCCCUCUCAGCAGCGGCAGCAGAUUGCGGAGAUUGAGAAGCAAACCAAGGAACAGUCACAGCUGACAGCCACGCAGACCCGAACCGUCAACAAGCAUGGCGACGAGAUCAUCACUUCCACGACCAGCAACUACGAAACCCAGACCUUCUCCUCCAAGACAGAGUGGCGAGUCAGAGCGAUCUCUGCUGCCAACCUCCACUUGAGAACAAACCACAUCUACGUCUCAUCUGACGACAUCAAGGAAACAGGCUACACCUACAUCCUCCCCAAGAACGUGCUGAAGAAGUUCAUCUGCAUCUCUGACCUGCGGGCCCAGAUUGCGGGGUACCUGUAUGGAGUGAGCCCUCCAGAUAACCCCCAAGUGAAGGAGAUCCGGUGCAUUGUGAUGGUGCCCCAGUGGGGAACUCACCAGACUGUGCAUCUCCCUGGCCAGCUGCCACAGCACGAGUACCUCAAGGAAAUGGAGCCCCUGGGGUGGAUUCACACUCAGCCAAACGAGUCGCCUCAGCUCUCCCCACAGGACGUCACCACCCACGCCAAGGUCAUGGCUGACAACCCCUCUUGGGACGGGGAGAAGACCAUCAUCAUUACCUGCAGCUUCACCCCCGGCUCCUGCACGCUGACGGCCUACAAGCUGACUCCCAGCGGCUACGAGUGGGGCAGGCAGAACACGGACAAGGGCAACAACCCCAAGGGCUACCUGCCUUCCCACUACGAGCGGGUGCAGAUGCUGCUGUCGGACCGCUUCCUUGGCUUCUUCAUGGUGCCAGCGCAGGGCUCCUGGAACUACAACUUCAUGGGUGUCCGUCACGACCCCAACAUGAAGUACGAGCUGCAGCUGGCAAACCCCAAGGAGUUCUACCACGAGGUCCAUCGCCCCUCGCACUUCCUCAACUUCGCCCUGCUGCAGGAGGGGGAGGUCUACUCGGCAGACAGGGAGGAUCUCUACGCGUAGCCCCCGGCCCGCAAGGACUCAGUGCUGUUGAUAUUCAACAGCGCGUUCCAGGCCCCGGGCCAGCUGGCUGUCGGGGCGCCCUCGUCUCGUGUAGCUCGUGUUUGCUGCUUUUUAGAUGCUUCUGUGUCCAGUCCGUGCCGGCCGGGCGCGUGCGAAGCGUGUACCAGUUUUGGAUGUUCUUUGUAGUUUCAGAGAAUGGCUCAAUAAAUUUUAUAUCCAUGGGA
This is a messenger RNA of Alligator mississippiensis (American alligator), 7272 nucleotides long. It is a transcript of the gene PRPF8, whose product is annotated as pre-mRNA processing factor 8. The record is from RefSeq and is a predicted model, not a curated record. The transcript has 42 exons. NCBI's taxonomy places the organism in Eukaryota, Metazoa, Chordata, Crocodylia, Alligatoridae. Gene Ontology annotation, biological process: spliceosomal tri-snRNP complex assembly; mRNA splicing, via spliceosome. Bases 41 to 7048 code for a protein of 2335 amino acids. Gene Ontology annotation, cellular component: U5 snRNP; catalytic step 2 spliceosome. Gene Ontology annotation, molecular function: metallopeptidase activity; protein binding; U2 snRNA binding.